CUUUUGUCUUACAUGAUUGAAGCUCUCGAAAUAGGUUACAUGCUACACCUAUCAAAUAAAGUGUCAUGUUCAUGAUGUUGUGUACACAGAAUACAUGCUUGAAUUAGAUCUACAUAAUUUUACAGAGACACAGGCUACAUAAAUACGAGUUAAUACAGCAGUAUGGAAGAAAAAGCAACAACACUGAUCUAGACUAGUCCUGUAGCCUGAUGGCUGCCAGCAUGCUUGAAGGCAAGCAGAUUGAUGUGAAGGAGCUGUUCACUCUGCUGGAAUCAGAGGAGACACAGGUCACAGAGGGGAUCACCACACUAAUACAGGAACACCUGGCAUCAACCAAGGAGUCAUGGCUAGUGCAUAGCUUAGUGGACUACUACUUCCUGACCCAGUCUCAAAGUGUGGUUGACAUCCUCUGUAAGGUCGCUGACCCUCAUGAUAAGCACUUACUGGAGAAGCUCCAUGAUGGUAUCAAGUCCAGCGAUCACCAGCUGCCCGCGCUGCAGCUGCUGCUGUUUGUUGUCUGCAGGGAGCCACUCUGGCUCCACAAGAUUGUGUCUCAGUCGGUACUCAAGGUCAUCCUCAAGUGCCUCAAGGCAGAGACAAGCAUUCCUGUCCUAAUGACGGGCGUUACCAUAGUGACCAUUCUGUUGCCAUCGAUACCAACCCUGGUUGGACCCUACCUUCCGGACCUGUUUGAAGUGUUUAACAGACUGGCUUCAUUCUCCGUCAAGAAACUGCCGAGCAAUGCCCCGGACAUCUUCCUGCUGCAUCUUCAGAUUGCGGUGUACUCCCUGUUCCACCGGCUGUACGGCAUGUUCCCGUACAAUUUCCUCACCUACCUACGCCACUAUUACUCUAAGAAGGAGAAUGUGGCAGUCUUUGAUGAAGUCAUCAAGAGCAUGUUGGAGCGUGUCCGUCUGCAUCCCCAUCUGAUCACAGGCACCAAAGAGCAGGAGACCUCAACACAGAGAUGGAAAAAGAAGGAAUGCCAUGACAUCAUAGUGGAGUGUAACAAGAUGUCCCUGGACCCUAUAGAGGGGACAUGGGAGGAGCUACAGUGUCCAGUCUUGACCAACCCUUCACAUUUCUUUGUGCGGCCCCUACCGGACAGCACUGACACUGUUCAAGCGAUUACAGCUCCUCUUUGUCAACCAGCCCUGACUGGCCCAGAGCUGAGCCCCGGACUCUCCCCUCCCAACACUUUCUGGAGCCCCUCGGAGGUGAUCGGUCUCUCCACCCCGCCUUGCUCUCAGCUGACCACGCCUGCUCCCGCUGUCACCAUGGAGACCACUGUGGUGCAGUCUACUUCACAACAAGUAGGUCCAUCACUCCUGGUGAAUGCAGUUUUAACACCAGUCAACACUCCAGUUGAGACUCCACCUGUAAGUGAGGAUGUUGAAAGGGUUCGCACCAACAGCCGAGGGAUACCACAGACAAAAUCCUUGGACCCAAAGCGCCUUAGCUGCGAAUUCUCCACUAAUCAUGCGGUUCCCUUACUGACCCCCUCUAGUCACAUCCCAAGCGUACCUCCGUCCCCUCUUAGAACCGAAUUCAUCAACACUCCGCCUCUCGGUGCAAAAACCUUCCCAGUUCUACAUGCCGCGCGGGAAUUGCAGUUUGAUCAUGAAUUGAGUGAAGAAAUGACCAAGCAACAUUUGGCAAAGAUUAAGGAAUCACGGGUUGAGACGCUUAAGCCAAUACUGGACGCAAAAGCAUUGGGCUCUGAUUCGAAAGCACAAAACAGUGGCCCGAAUACGGCUGAGAGUUCCAAGGCCACGUCCAGGUGCAGUUCGCUUACAUUUCUGGAGGACAGUCUGCGGUCUGGUUCCCAGGUCACGUACAGUGUGAACCAGUCACAGGAAGUGGAUACGGGAUCCCAGCCCUUGCCAAACCAGUCUAGUCAGGAAGAUGGUGCAGCCAUGAAGCACCAUGAAGACGUAGCAGUUGUUUUGGACCCUGGAUCUUCACAACUGGACACAGUCUCCAUUGACAAUCUGUCACAAGUCAUUGAGGGACUUAGCAUUAGUGAUGAAGAGAAUGACGAUGAGGUGUCGGAACUAACAUCAAAUUCACAGGGCACUCAUCCUACAUUGACUGCGGAAUCCGUGAAGAAAUUCAUGAAGAGUGUCAACAGAAUCCGCUUUAACAGUCUGACAGCCACAAACACCGUGGAACCUGCAAAACCCAAAUUCAGCUCCAAAAGUAGGUCAAGGUCUUGUCCCCAGUUCCCAAAAGUGACCACAACUUACGAAGACGACGAAGAUGAGGAAGAGGACGUUGUGAGGAGCCUGUCAACCGACGCUCGAGGCGGCGAAACUCAGCCUUGUAAGUUUGAAGUGUCCGACAUGGGUCCCUCUGUCAUCAAGCCCAUCAUUUUGGACAGCUUUGCGAAGCAGCCAGCGGAUCUGAAGGAAAUCUCGUUGAUUUCUGGCACGAGUACGACAGUAUGUGUGAACGUCCGACAAGAGACCACGGUGACUAUGACAACCACUAAGUUCGGUGAUAUGGGGGUGGGUGUAGUCCCUCAGUGCCCCGUGUUUGCUGACCGGGCCCAAGGGUCCUCCCAUCCAAGGACAGCUGAGGAGAGAAGUAUGCUGCAAGUGUUACGGGAUGUGCUCAACAUCUCUGCAUCAAAUACUUGUGCAAAGUGCAAGGGAAACGUAACGGAAAAUCCCCAGGAUCAUGCCGAGCCAUUCUUCCUGACGUACUCACCCCCGGAGCUGCUGGACCGCCACCUACAGCUGGGACAUGAUAUCCACGCCAAGGAGCUCAGUAGGAUACCCAUGCCCAGCACACAGGACGUCAACUGGACACACUUUGGGGGCAUGCCCCCGGCUGACGAGAUCUCAAUCCUGCGUACCCAGCUCAAGCUGAUGCACAACCAGUUGAUGUAUGAGCGACACAGACGUGAUCAGCACGCCAAGAGGAACAGACGUCUGCUACGUCACAUUGCCAACAGCAAGACUCUCGAGGAACAGAAUAACUCCAUGCGCGAGCAACUGCAGGAGCGCGAUCUCAGGAUUCGAGAUCUGCAGGUGUCCAUAAAGCUGCUUGAGAGGGAGAACAGGAAGUUAAACAAUGAACAAGAAAGCCAUCGCUACCAAAAACUAGUGCAACUGAGUGCCUGCCUACAGGAGAAUGAGGACCUGAAGAAUGCCAAGAAGGAGUUCAACACACUGCUGGUGAGACAGAGGGAGGAGCAGGACGCUUUGCAGAAGAACCUGAAUGCAUGUCAGGCCAAGCUGUUCAAUGCCACAAAGGAACUGGAAAAGAUGUCUGAAGUGGCUGCUGAUAACGUCAAACUCAAAGAACAAGUGAUUCAUCUGCAGAAGGAGGUGGUUCUCAUGGGAGAGCUGCAACACAAGAGCAGUGAGAAACUCCUGGCAGCCAAGGCAUCCAAGGCUUCCCGACUGGAACAUCAAUAUGCCCAGAAAACACUCGUCAAUGAAAUCAAUGGUCUAAACUAUGAGCUCAAGAGGGUGGUGACAGAGCAGGAAAGCUGCAGGGCUCAGCUACGUGAGCAAGCAGAGACCCUGGCAAUCAAGGAGCGUGCAUUGGCUGAGGUGAAGAUGAUCUUGGAGAAGAUGAAGACGAGCCACAAGGAAGAAAUGAAGAGCAUGGAGGAAAAGCAUAGAGCUGCCCUGCGUGUGAACCAGGCUUUGGAGGCACACAGCCUACAGCUGUAUGCAGAGAUAGAAAGGGUCAAAGCCAAACUGAACUCUGGUAAGGGUGGUCAAGCGCGAAGUGAUCUUAGUCAAGGGAGGGUCAAGACCAAACUGAACUCUGAUGGUUCAAAGCCGCAGACGCCCACCUGUCUGAGUGAACCAUUCAGAGAGCGUAUAGGCUCUGACCCGUCCUCCAAAUCAGCCUCCUCACAUCGGAACAUACUGACGCGGAUGACAAGCGUUCCUGCAGUUAGCAACGUCAUAGGAGAGGACUUGGAAGGUCAAAGGUCAAAUUCCGUUCCUAAGGGAAACGAAGCAAAACAUUCUGCAGUUGACAAAGAUUAUCACAUUGUUGGAGAAUUCGAGCAUAGUGCAGAUAUGGGUGCAGUUCAGCAGUCAAGGAAUGAUGAGACGGAAGGAGCUUCCGUGACAUCGAGAGUUUCCAAUAGAGGACAGCAGCAUCAAUUCACUGAUAGGGAAGAUAGUCAUACUGCCUUUUACCCUGGUAACAACACUUCAUACUCUGGGUUCCAUUAAUCACUGAUAUUUGAGAUAGUCGUACUGCCUUGUAUCCUGGUAACAACACUUCGGACUCUGGAUGAUAUUAAUCACUUAUUGAGAAUAAAGGCUAAUUGCCUUCUACCCAGACAACACCAUUUCUGACUCUGGGUUCAAAUAAUCACUUAUAGUCAAGAAAGCCAUUCUGUAUCAUACCGUGGCAACAACCCUCCAGACUCAGGGUUCCUUUAAUCAUUGAUAGUGUUACAUGUUUGAGAAAAUCAAGAGUUUUCUACCUUUGGUCAGUGUGUGUGCUAUCCCGUGUAAAUUCAUGUAUUUAAACUCGAGGUCAAGGUAAACUCGAGGUUAAGGCAAUGUUUGGAUGUUGGAGUCUGAAUUUUCAUACCACAGGAUGUUCAUCACACUAGCCUUUAUAUUGUGUACAUUAAGGCAAUAUAUUUGAAGGUCAAUACAAAGUCAUGGUGAUAUAGUUGUCCUUGCUGCCAAGGGUAGACAUAUUUUAAGAUGUCAGAACUGUUCAAAUUGAAAUUGAACAUUUGUACUACGAUAACCUUACACUGUGCCAAUCUGUGUCAGAGGUCAUCGUGUCAUAGUUUAUAUGAUGUACAUCUAGCAAUCAGAAGCUUUAGGUUUGAUGAAGCUUUGGAGAAUGUUUUAAAGAAAUUGCUCUACACAGGAAAUAGAUAAGAGUGUCAUAGUAGGUAUAAGGUUUUGAUGCAAUCUGGCUAAAAUAAAAACGUUUAAACCGUUCCCUUACUAUGAUUGUUCAAUAAGAAACAAAAAUAUUUUCCAAAGUCAAGUCGUUUAAGAAACUUUUACCGUGUACUGAUGCUUAAACGUUUAUUAUUCUAUAUAUGUGUUGUUGUUACUGUUUGUAUUUUUAAUCUUAAUCAUGCUGUCAAGCUGUUGUUGCUUGCAAAUUGGUUAUUUGUUCAUUGUGUUAAUUGGCUUACCAGAAUUGAGUUCCAGUAAGCAAGGCUAUCUCUUCUUGUCAGUUGAAUUCAAGGCAAGAGCUCAUUUUUCUGUUGAAGGGGACCGUUAGGACAGGGAAAAAUACAUGUUUCUUAUAAUGGACUUUAAUCCAGGAAUGUGUAAAAACUUACAGCAAUGUAUUUUUAUUAUGUUGUUUAUGUCGAGCAUAAUAAAGCUUUGAUACAUGAA
Molecule: messenger RNA, 5342 nt
Organism: Dreissena polymorpha
Lineage: Eukaryota; Metazoa; Mollusca; Bivalvia; Myida; Dreissenidae
Product: hamartin-like
Exons: 22
Coding region: 210-4199 (1329 amino acids)
Biological process (GO): negative regulation of TOR signaling; negative regulation of cell population proliferation; regulation of cell cycle
Cellular component (GO): TSC1-TSC2 complex
Source: RefSeq, a predicted model, not a curated record